AUGAAUAGAAUUGCCAUUGGUCAGAUAUGCUCGUCGAGUUGUUUGACACAAAAUUUGGGUGUGGUCACCAAGUUGAUUGAUUCCGCUUUACGCCAGGAAGUCAAACUCAUCUUUUUCCCCGAGGCCUCCGAUUACUUGUCAAAAUCAGCCUCACACUCUAAAGAGCUGGCGCUGCACUCUUCAGAAUUUGUGGGGAAGUUAUGUAAAACCAUCCCAGACCUGUGUCGGCAGUAUGAUAAGAAGAUCGAUGUCUCGAUUGGAGUGCACUUGCCAGCGUCCGCCUCUGACGAGACAAAUCUCGACGAGAGAGUGAGAAACUGCUUGCUGUAUAUUAAUCACGAGGGCAAGAUCCUACAGAACUACCAAAAAUUACACCUGUUUGAUGUGGAUGUUCCAAAUGGACCUGUGUUGAAGGAGAGCCAAUCGGUCCAGCCGGGGAACAAAAUCCCCGAUGUUCUCAACACACCUGUAGGCAAGCUUGGAUCGGCUAUCUGUUUCGACAUAAGGUUCCCCGAACUUUCGUUAAAGUUGCGUUCCCAGGGCGCUGAGAUACUCUGUUUUCCAAGUGCCUUUACCAUGAAGACAGGGGAAGCACACUGGGAGGCACUUGCACGCGCCAGAGCCCUUGAUACCCAAUGUUACGUUGUCAUGCCCGGUCAGCAAGGAGAGCACCUUGUCAAUCUGGACCUUGACGGAAGAGUUGCUGAUACAGGAACUGUGACUCGCGUGUCGUGGGGCCACUCCAUGAUCGUCGAUCCCUGGGGAAACAUCAUAGCCGCUGCAAAUCCUGAAAGUAAUGAUCCACAAUUGGUUGUUGCUGACUUGGAUCACGCACGGCAAGAAAAAAUACGAACUGACAUGCCCCUAUGGGAUCAGCGCAGGCGCGACGUCUUUGGAGACUAUGUGUAG
Molecule: messenger RNA, 909 nt
Organism: Lachancea dasiensis
Lineage: Eukaryota; Fungi; Ascomycota; Saccharomycetes; Saccharomycetales; Saccharomycetaceae
Source: the annotation of a GenBank genome assembly